UGUAAACAACAAGGUUGCAUAAAAACGUAGUUCCGUAUUCUCUUUUACUUUUGACAUUUUGUUCUCUUCAACCAUCAUUAUUUUAAAAUUUUGUAAAUAAACGCAACGUAGAAGAGAAAUAUUGAUAAUUUUUUAUAAAAGUGUUUAACGCAUUAGAAGAUAAAGUAUUUCGAUUUAGAAAUACUUUUACUAAAACUACGCACUUUAAAAAACUUUUAUCAACAACAAAAACACGUGUUGUGAUAUAUUUUUAAUUCACUUCCAAAGGGAUAUAUUUUAACACUACAGCUCCAACAUGGGUAUGGUACAGAAACGCAAGAAGAUGCACUCCGGUGAUACACAUCUUCAGAGACGUUGGCGUGUACGUAAUCGUACACGCGAUCUUGAUCUCAUCGAUGAAGACUUACGUACACAAUCGGCCCAGUUAAUCAAUCAAGCUGUUGAUUUGGAAAAACCAGGUUUUGCCCAAUUCUAUUGUGUUCACUGUGCCAAGUAUUUUAUAGAUGAUACCGCUAUGCAGGCACAUUUUCGCACUAAAGUUCAUAAACGUCGUCUAAAGGCUUUGGAAACCGAACCCUAUACCAUUGAAGAGUCCGAACGUGCUGCCGGUCGUGGCAGUUAUGAGAAACCUAAGAAACGUACUAUGGAAACACAACCCUCUAAGGAGGAAGUUAAGGCCGGUAAACGUAUUAAGGUUGAGGUCGUUGCAGAAGGUACACCAGCUAAGAAACAAAAAAUGCAAAAAAUGGAAACGUAGUAAGGACGGAAUAGCCAUUUGAAUGAAAUUGGUCUUAGUUUUAAGCUGUAAUAUUUUUUAUUUAGUUGCAAAUUAAAAAAAUAAUAUUUUUAACGUAA
This is a messenger RNA of Lucilia cuprina (Australian sheep blowfly), 855 nucleotides long. Its product is annotated as zinc finger protein 593 homolog. The coding region runs from base 296 to 757 and encodes 153 amino acids. Lineage: Eukaryota; Metazoa; Arthropoda; Insecta; Diptera; Calliphoridae. The transcript is spliced from 2 exons. The record is from RefSeq and is a predicted model, not a curated record. Gene Ontology annotation, molecular function: nucleic acid binding; zinc ion binding.